UCUAAAGAACUCCAAGUAGAAAAGCCUCUGUUUGCAUUCACACUGACUCCCAGGCCAGUCCCAGGAGAAAAGCUGCUGUCAGCUCUUCAAGAAUGGGGGAAUGGACAUCAAAUAGCUGUCAUGUCAAAUUCGGUUGAAGAUACAGAGAGAAGGGCAUCAAUAAAGAACACAAAAGAUUUAGAGCUUGUUUUCAAAUGUGUAAAUUCAAGUAACACUGGAUUUCUUAAUGAAAUUGAAGUAUACAAUGCUCUAGAGUUACUUGGAUUAGUAGUUAAUAAUGGAGGAAAAGAGCACAUAAGGAAAUUCAUG
This is a messenger RNA of Staurois parvus, 309 nucleotides long. The record is from the annotation of a GenBank genome assembly. NCBI's taxonomy places the organism in Eukaryota, Metazoa, Chordata, Amphibia, Anura, Ranidae.